Messenger RNA from Puccinia triticina, 2280 nucleotides. RefSeq lists its product as uncharacterized. Bases 1 to 2280 code for a protein of 759 amino acids. The transcript is spliced from 6 exons. Lineage: Eukaryota; Fungi; Basidiomycota; Pucciniomycetes; Pucciniales; Pucciniaceae. The record is from RefSeq and is a predicted model, not a curated record.
AUGAUUGGCCUGAAGUCAGGUUUUCCACGGGCUCUUUGCAGCGUUCUGUUGGUGGCCAGUCAGCUUCCAAGAGGAUUGAUUGGGCUUGGCGAAGAUGCAUUCCCUCUAAAUCACAUCGAGCGCACAUUGUCAGGCGACUCAAGCAGAAUCUCAAGCUUGCAUUCUAACAACCUUGAUAUUCCAAAGCUAGCUCAUGAUUUCGACGACGAGGGCCAAUCUGGUGCUCCCAAAGAGGAGAUUCCGGAAGAGAUGCUGCAACCCGAUGAUUGUCUGUCUCCGCAAAACCACUCUCGAGGCCAAGGGAAAGACAAUAUUUCUUGUCCAAAAAACGCACAGCCUACAAGGCUCAUGGAAAAUCAACGCGAUGUUGACAUAAGAAAAUUAGGCCUCGACGUCCCCAUAUCAGCUGAUAUAAAAAAACAGGAAGCAGAUUCAAUGGGUGCCACGGCUUCUGCGCCCGACCUGAAAAGCGGAAAAGCUUGGGCAAGCAAACAGGGCGCUGGCGAAGUCCUUCCAAGCCCUGAAUCUUCUAGUUCGUCAGAUGGAGAACCUGUUGGUAGCAGUCACAGCAGCCAAAAUACUCGGAAUGAAGAUGUUCAGCUUGGCGGAGAUCAACUGCAGCAUCAUGUCGCAUCGAGUGGAUGCCCCGUUGGCCAGGGCGUUGCAGGUCACUCCACCCCCAAGAAUCUACUCACCCCCAUCUUAGACCAACCUGUCCCAAGAUCACACAGCCAGCUAAGCCCAGAUGCGCAGGCAUACCAUUCUGAUCUUAAUCUUCAAAAUCAUCAAUUAAGUUAUCAUCCUAUAGUUACCGAUCAAUCACCUGUGCAAUGGCAAUUAUUUUGGAUUGACCGUGUAGUACCUACCACAAUCUAUCAAGUGCAUCGAAGCUUAGGGUAUCUGCCUGUGCGGCAAGAUGGAGCUGUUCUCUCAGCCAUCCCAUCCAUCCAUGAGUCGUAUGCUCAUGUCCCAUCAUCGCACUCGGUACACCAAAGAUAUGUUGGGGAAAGCUCUACAAACACUCCACAAGCUAGUAGUCAAACUAGAAACUCAUCUGAUUUUGGGAGUUUUAGAAGUAAUAAACCACCAAAGCGCUUUGUACCACCCAGAAUGUGGCGGAAAAAUAAAAAAGCGAGGCAACAGAGCUCGACACCCUAUUUUAAAAUUAAAAAUCAAACUCACUCAGUUGUGAACCGCAACAAGAAAUUGGAAGAUGGUAACUUCACAUUGAAGUCUUGGCGGCCUGAAAGCGUCUGCACUCCGAAUGAACCCAAUCAAGCUCCUAGCGCUUCUCAAAAAGUAGAAAACUGCCAGCUGGAUGAUUCGACUCUCAAGUCGCAGCAGGAUUUGAUUUCAAGUAUGAAGGAGCCUUUCUGUCGGGAUUUUGAUGAAAUUGUUCCGACAAAUCCAGCUGAAGACGCAGAAACAUACUUUUUGACAGAUGGGCUUGAUACUUCUUCCCCGGCUACUCCCAGACCAAACCUUGAUUCCAAAAAACAUGAAGAACACUUUGAUCAGGCAAGUCAAGUCCAACCAAAAAGCCCCCAAUAUGUUGACACCAAGCAUGAAGGCUUCGCCAAUCAGACUCCCGGAAAUAUGAAGGAAGAAAUAGAACCUGAGCCUUCUGCUCCAGUAUCAGAAGUACGAAGUAGUGCAAUCAAAGACCCCAAACAUUCCAGUCAUGGGACUCAAGUUCGAGAAAUCACUCCAUCUCUACAAAAGACGAGAUCGAUAUGGGUAAAAAAGGCUCGUCAAAAUCCAAAUGAGAAUUGGAAGUGGUCAAAAAAGGUCCAGGUGUCCACGGGAUUGCCAAAAACCCAGGAAUCUGCUUUAGAUCUACAUAUUUCAAAGGGAACAGGAUCUACACCCUCAGGAAAAGUUGCUUGGAAUUCAGUGCCAGAUGAUGAAGGCAAUCGCGAUAGCAUUGAAAGCAUGAGAGAAGAUGAGGAUCAAAAACAGGCUCAAAUGACAGAUCAGCAGUCUAAACAAGAUCAAAUGAAGCCCUACCAGAAGCCCCAGACUCAAAUUGAAAUCAGCCAUAAUGGAGAAAAUCUCGAAAACCAAGUUGUAGUUCCAAACGAGAAUGUGAAAGCUACUGAAGAAAGUAUCAUUGCUACUGGUGGGACACUGCCAAAUCACGAGAAAGAAGAGCCCAAUCAUGAUGAUUCUUCCCUUCUAAAGCCAAAUAAGUUUGCAGCUCUGAAUGAAAUAGUGCCUGACCAGGGCAACGAGGAGCAGCCAAGGGAGGUUGGGAAACAGCUCCCACAGGAGCUCCUGUGA